Molecule: messenger RNA, 1470 nt
Organism: Venturia canescens
Lineage: Eukaryota; Metazoa; Arthropoda; Insecta; Hymenoptera; Ichneumonidae
Exons: 5
Coding region: 3-1064 (353 amino acids)
Source: RefSeq, a predicted model, not a curated record
GUAUGGCUACUUUAGACGACUACCGACGAUACGUGACAGAGAUUAACGAAUACGCCGCGGCGAAUGGAAUAUCAACCGCGGAAACCAAUGAAAUUUUCGAACAAUGUUUUUACACGUUGGACGUGAAGUUUUCAAAAAAAGUGUCUCUUUUUCGAAAAAUUUUUCGCCUUUGCCGAAAUUUAUUGACCGUUAUAUUUAUACUUAUAUUUUGCGUUGUUCUUCUUUACAAUCAUCAAUCAACCCACAAAAUUGUAUUGAGGAAUAUUCAAAACUUUAUUUAUCCGGGUUUGAAGCUCUUGAGAACAAUUGCUGUUCCCAUCAUUAAACGAUUUCCAUCAUUGACUGAGUUUUACGACGAAUGGUGCCUUGUAGAAAAUCCAUAUUUUCGAGUUUCUGACAUGGAUUGUUGGCCUUGCAGUUCAGUUCGCUCAAUUCCAGAUCUCACAGGCCGUAACAUUAGUUCCGAAUUCAAUAUUGGAAUUCCUUAUACCAGACAAGAUAACCAAAUCCCAGUGAAAACAGGAGAUUUAUUGGAAAUGUAUGAACAAAACAUGCAUAUUUUUGACAAUGAUGCAAAUAGAGUAUUUUCUAACAAUGCAUCUUACAGAACAAUUAAGGACGUAUUUGAAAAACGAUUGGAUAAGUAUCCGACUGUUCAACUGGAGACUCACAUACUAUGGAGAAUAUUGAGAAUGGAGCCGGGAAGAUUGAUAAGAAAGCUAUUUCCACGACCAAUGAGUGUACCCAAAAUUUGGAGCCAGAGUACAGAAAAAUUUGUAUUCAUUGAUGAACCACUAUCGCAAAUAUAUCCUUUGCCAAACCCAGAAUGCAGCAAUGUUGUCCUCAAAUGUUCCAGUGGUUCGAGACUUAUUAAUAUGGUUCCCAGUUCUGAGUGUUCGCACAGUUGUAAAUCGUUUACAAUAUUAUUGUCUGCUGGACAAACCUGUUGUCACUUUGAAAACUUUUCAUGGGAAUUUCCGCUCGAACAAGUGAUUUUUCCAUUUCAUAUAUUUUUUAUUACCAUGUUAUUUUUAUUCUCUUUUUCACAUUUCAGUGUGGUAUAAUUGGUGGUACUGGAGGCCUUUGAGCAUUCCAACGGUGAAUUCGACUGAUAUUAGCAUUAAUUAUCUUAUAUCUUUUUGCUAGAAAUCAUACAUUCGUUUUGUACUCUCUUGUAAACUCUUUCUUGGCGAUACAUGUAUUUAUACUUCUCUAUAAAAAUUGUGACACUUUUCAAUCCAGGUGCAAUAUGAGUUUACAAUUUUUUUUUUAUAUUAUUGGCAUUCGAAACUGUUACGUUUAUCUUUUACUAAUACGAUUUUUAUUUUUUGAUGGCAUAAACCUAUAGCAAUAAAAAAAAACGGUUGAAUGUAAUAAUGAUGAUUUAUUGCCGAAGACAGUUUCGGCAUGCGUUUGUUCAACAAUAUUUUACAAUCAAUAAUAAAUUACGCAACACCCGCAUUGCUUAUA